GGAAGAGGAAGGGGACGAGGACAACGAGCGACUGGGCGGCGGAGGACGCGGAGGAAGAGGAGGUCGACCAACAAGAUGGCCCCUGCUGCCGGAGCAGCCUCAGCAGCAGCAGGUGGGGGGCCGGAGGCGGCGCUGGCAGUGGCGGCCACGGCUGUGGCCCGGCGGCCUGGGACAAAGUCAGAAUCUAUGGUGGCAGCGGCGGCGGCGGCGGCGUCUGCCGCGACGGUGGCGACGACCGCAGGGACUCGGAGCUGAGAGGAGCUGCUGCUCGGACCAGCGCGGUUAUAUUUCACACUAUGUGCUGACUGUAUCUACAGAAGAUAUUUUAAAAAAAGAUAAACUUUUUUCCAAAAUUUUGAUUCCAGUGGAAUCUUUGCUUUAGAUUGUGUGUGUGUUUGUGUGUGUGUGUGUGUGUGUGCGCGCGCGUGUGUGUGUGUGUUAGUGAAUUGUAACUCCAGAAGCAAUGCCUGUACAAGCUCCACAAUGGACGGAUUUCCUCUCCUGCCCAAUUUGCACUCAGACUUUCGACGAAACAAUUCGAAAGCCCAUCAGUUUGGGCUGUGGCCAUACUGUCUGCAAGAUGUGCCUGAAUAAACUCCACCGUAAGGCUUGCCCGUUUGACCAGACCACUAUCAAUACAGACAUUGAGCUCCUUCCGGUGAACUCAGCAUUGCUGCAGCUAGUGGGUGCUCAGAUCCCUGAGCAACAGCCCAUUACUUUGUGUAGUGGGGUUGAAGAUACAAAGCAUUAUGAAGAAGCCAAGAAAUGUGUAGAAGAAUUAGCAUUGUACCUGAAACCACUCAGUAGUGCUAGAGGAGUGGGUCUGAAUAGCACUACUCAGAGUGUUCUGAGUCGCCCAAUGCAAAGGAAGCUUGUAACUCUGGUCCACUGCCAGCUAGUGGAAGAAGAAGGCAGGAUUCGUGCCAUGAGGGCUGCUCGAUCUUUAGGUGAACGAACAGUUACAGAGCUCAUUCUCCAGCACCAGAAUCCUCAACAACUCUCGUCUAAUCUUUGGGCAGCAGUCAGGGCUAGGGGCUGCCAGUUCCUUGGACCAGCAAUGCAGGAGGAAGCUCUCAAGCUGGUUUUGCUGGCCUUGGAAGAUGGCUCUGCUCUGUCACGAAAAGUGUUGGUUCUCUUUGUGGUACAAAGAUUGGAGCCACGCUUUCCUCAAGCCUCUAAAACUAGCAUUGGACAUGUUGUUCAGCUCCUUUAUAGAGCCUCCUGCUUCAAGGUCACCAAACGUGAUGAAGACUCUUCUUUAAUGCAGUUGAAAGAAGAAUUUAGAACCUAUGAAGCUUUGCGGCGAGAGCACGACUCCCAGAUAGUACAGAUUGCUAUGGAAGCAGGCUUAAGAAUUGCACCAGACCAGUGGUCCUCUUUGCUUUAUGGAGACCAGUCUCACAAAUCUCAUAUGCAAUCUAUUAUCGACAAGUUGCAGACCCCAGCCUCUUUUGCACAGAGUGUUCAGGAGCUAACAAUUGCUCUUCAGCGGACUGGAGACCCCGCUAACUUGAACCGACUAAGACCUCAUUUGGAGCUACUAGCAAACAUUGACCCUAGUCCAGAUGCUCCUCCUCCUACGUGGGAACAAUUAGAAAAUGGCCUGGUUGCUGUUCGUACAGUAGUACAUGGGCUAGUUGAUUAUAUCCAGAACCACAGCAAAAAAGGAGCAGAUCAGCAGCAGCCUCCACAGCACAGCAAAUACAAAACAUACAUGUGUCGAGAUAUGAAGCAGAGGGGAGGGUGCCCUCGUGGUGCCAGCUGUACAUUUGCACACUCACAGGAGGAACUGGAAAAAUUUCGUAAAAUGAAUAAACGUCUGGUUCCCAGAAGACCUCUGAGUGCCUCUUUGGGUCAACUUAAUGAGGUGGGCCUGCCUUCAGCCCCUAUACUUCCAGAUGAAGGUGCAGUGGAUUUGUCUAGCAGGAAACCUCCUACGCUACCAAAUGGAAUUGUAUCAGCAGGGAAUACAGUAACACAGUUGAUUCCACGUGGGACAGACCCCAGCUAUGAUUCUAGUCUAAAACCAGCAAAGAUUGAUCAUCUGAGCAGUAGUGCUCCUGGAUCCCCUCCUGACCUGCUGGAAUCUGCCCCUAAGUGUAUUUCUGCCUUACCUGUGAAUCCACAUCCUGUACCUCCAAGGGUGCCAACAGAUCUGCCUCCCAUGACUGUCACCAAGCCAAUUCAGAUGGUACCUCGAGGUUCUCAAUUAUAUCCAGCACAACAAGCAGAUGUUUAUUAUCAGGAUCCUCGAGGAACUGCCCCACCAUUUGAACCAACACCUUAUCAGCAGGGUAUGUACUAUACGCCACCACCAUGUGUGUCCCGCUUUGUCCGCCCUCCACCAUCUGCUCCUGAACCUGGUCCUCCAUACUUGGAUCAUUAUCCACCCUACCUCCAAGAUCGUGUUGUAAACUCGCAGUAUGGUACACAACCACAACAAUACCCACCUAUGUACCCACCUCACUAUGAUGGCCGACGAGUAUACCCUGCUCAGUCUUACACAAGAGAGGAGAUUUUCCGAGAAAGCCCUAUACCCAUUGAGAUUCCACCUGCAGCAGUACCAUCCUAUGUACCUGAGUCCAGAGAAAGAUACCAACAAGUGGAGGGUUACUAUCCAGUGGCUCCUCAUCCAACUCAGAUCAGACCUUCAUACCCCAGAGAGCCUCCUUAUAGUCGACUUCCUCCUCCCCAAGCCCAUCCUAGUCUGGAUGAGUUACAUCGAAGACGAAAGGAAAUAAUGGCCCAGCUAGAGGAAAGAAAGGUUAUCUCCCCACCUCCUUUUGCACCUUCACCGACAUUGCCUCCUACCUUCCAUCAAGAAGAAUUUUUGGAUGAAGAAUUGAAGGUGGCUGGGAAGUACAAAGCAAAUGAUUAUAGCCAGUAUUCUCCUUGGUCAUGUGAUACCAUCGGCUCCUAUAUUGGAACCAAAGAUGCAAAACCCAAAGAUGUUGUGGCAGCAGGGAGUGUGGAAAUGAUGAAUGUGGAAAGUAAAGGAAUGAGAGAUCAACGAUUGGAUCUUCAGAGAAGAGCAGUGGAAACCAGUGAUGAUGACCUCAUCCCAUUUGGAGAUCGUCCAACAGUAUCUCGGUUUGGCGCCAUCUCUCGAACAUCCAAAACACUAUAUCAGGGUGCCGGCCCAAUGCAGGCUAUGGCACCUCAAGGAGCUCCCACAAAAUCUAUUAACAUUUCAGAUUACAGUCCUUAUGGAGCUCAUGGUGGCUGGGGAGAUUCUCCAUAUUCACCUCAUCCAAACAUACCUUCUCAGGGACACUUCAGUGAGAGGGAAAAAAUGUCCAUGUCAGAAGUAGCCAGUCAUGGAAAACCCCUUCUGUCUGCUGAGAGAGAACAACUACGGCUAGAAUUACAGCAACUGAACCAUCAGAUCAGCCAGCAGACCCAGCUUCGUGGACUUGAGGCUGUUAGUAACAGGCUGGUGUUACAGAGGGAGGUGAACAACCUGGCAGGCCAGCCGCAACCCCCUCCACCACCUCCAAAAUGGCCUGGAAUGAUCUCAAGUGAGCAGCUCAGCUUGGAGCUACAUCAAGUGGAAAGGGAAAUUGGGAAGAGAACCCGGGAACUGAGUAUGGAGAACCAGUGUUCUAUGGACAUGAAAAGCAAAUUGAAUACAAGCAAGCAAACAGAAAAUGGACAGCCAGAACCACAAACCAAGGUCCCAGCUGAAGACCUUACAUUGACAUUCAGUGAUGUACCGAAUGGAUCAGCUUUGACACAAGAGAAUAUCAGCCUCCUGUCAAACAAGACCAGCUCUUUGAACCUAUCAGAAGACCCUGAGGGAGGAGGAGAUAACAAUGACUCCCAGAGAUCAGGAGUUACUUCCAGUUCUGCUCCCUAAAACAUGGGAGUACUGCUUCUAACUUCUGCCCCUAAUCAAUUUGUGGGGCAUCAGGGUAGAAGAAUGGAUAACUUCUAAACUUUUUCUCUGAGUGGUCAACAAAAUCCAGGAAAAGCGCCGGAGGCAAUGUGCACAAACACCACUACUAAAUAAACCCUGCACAUAGUUCACAUUAAUACAUUUUUUAAUUUAAAGAAAAAGAAAAUUAGCAGUAUCUGCAAGCAAUUCAGAUUAAAUUUGUUUUUGUUCUGUGAAUGAACUUUAUUUUAAUAACUUUGGACGCCUUGGAUCCAGGGCUUUAAAAAAGAAGAUAUUAUAUAUACACUCUGUUUGAUUAAUUGUAUGAUCUUAAUGAAGUAGGUUUUUCUUGUAUUUUGGUAUUAUUACAUACCCAGUGUAUAAUUCCUUUCUUCCAAUCCUUUCCAACUCUCUCAACCCUAUAAACUAAGACAGACAAAAAAUGCUGUUUUCAAGAUUUCUGUGGUAAUAGAUUGAGUUAUUAGAAACUGUGCAGCAAACUAAAUUUUAUUAGUGUUCUUGUUUACAUUUUCCCCCUUUCUGGAUCACUAGCUUCGUGGUUAGAUUCUUUUUUCAUGUGACAUUAAAACUUUGAGUAGGAUAGGGCUUUAGUUUCAACUUUUCAGAAAGAUAUUUAACAGAAAUUUUUUAGUUACACAUCUCCAUGGUAAGGAUUCUUUUCAUUCUCUUCAUGUAAUAUGAAAGCCAUUUUUGUGUUUACAUUGUUUACUUAGAUUUAAGUAAAGAUUAAGAAUGAAAGAAAGCUGGGCAUUGUGGUUCAUGCCUGUAAUCCCCAUGACUCAGGAGGUUGAGGCAGGAGAACUACCUUGAGUUUGAGGCCAUCCUGGGCUGUUAAGUAAUGAGACCUUGUCUCAGAAAGAAAAAAGAAAGAAAAGGCCUGUGUUGAGCUCAUGGUUGAAAUUUGGAGCUGUGCUUACAAAUUAAACUUUUGGUGAAAUCCUAGAAUGCCUAAAAACCAGGACAAUGAACUACCUUUUAAAACUAACAAUUGGAACUUGAAUAGAAACAUGUUAUUUAGGUAGAUAUUUUUGUUUUACUUUCAAGAGCAUAAAAGAGAUUUGGCAGAUACAAACUACAUGAGUCUUAAGAAUAGUUUAUGGAUUGAUCACAUGUUGCUAUUUAGAAAUAUCAGUAUAACUACAAACAACUUGAAGUUAGUUUUUAUAGACAGCUUUCUGGCAUUAAAAAAGUUUCUUUAUGGAAACAUUGAAGAGUAAGGAUUUUUUUUUUUAAGUUCUGCUGCACUAUUCUAAUGCUACAACUCUAUACUUAAUUAACUAAGUCCCUGUAAAAUGAGUUUAGUGGGGAUUAUUUCAUAUAAUUGCUCCAUUCCUCUGCCUGACAUUGUCUCCCUUUCUAGAUAAUACUACUAAAUGAGAAAGCACUGGUUAUGUAAUAAGUUACUGCAUUGCUUUGGUUGGGUAAAAGCAAAGUUUAUAUUUUUCUUAUUUCUUAUAUUCUUGACUUUUAACUCCUGCUGAGGUCAGAACAACCUCAGUCUAAGCUCUGUGUCCAUCGUAUUAAUAAUUGAAACAAAGCGGGGGAGGGGGGGAGGGUAAUAUAGUCCUGCCAUUGCCUACCAGUAGGAAGUCCAAACAGAACACUCAUUUGAGUAGCAAUUAUUUAAUUUGCCCAGUCAAGGCACCGUGUUUAUAUACUAUUUCACAUUGAAUUUGAUUAUGCCCUACAGACCUGGCUGGUCAAGGAUUUGAUAUACACAUAUUGGCUUGGGAUUCGAGCUUUCUUUUUUAUUUAAAUAAAAAUUUAUAUAUAUUAUAUAUAUAUACAUAUAUACAUAGCUAUAUCUGUAUAUAUAUCGGGUAUGUUUUAAAGAUUUCUUCGCAUGAGCGCAGCUGUUGCAAUGAAAAGACUGAUUGGGAGGUAGAAGCACUGAAUGAAGGUGAGGCAUUUUUCAGUUGAUGCAUACAUUUUCCUCAUUUUCCUUUUAAUUUUAAAUACACAUACAUUUCCUUUUUUGGCCUUUUUUAAAGAUAAAAAUCCUCUUAUAUUUACACUUUAAAUAUUAUUUAUUGAGAGAAGGAAAAAAACUUUUGUUCUGUCUGACAGAAUUUUCAUUUCUCUGCACAUCUAUAAAAUGUGACAUUGGCCUUGAGCCUACUGUAGGCAGAUUUGGGCAGAUCUUACCUACUUUGGACAGAUCGUUAAUUUCU
Nannospalax galili (Upper Galilee mountains blind mole rat) is the source of this 6066-nucleotide messenger RNA. RefSeq names its product ring finger and CCCH-type domains 1 (gene Rc3h1). Lineage: Eukaryota; Metazoa; Chordata; Mammalia; Rodentia; Spalacidae. Gene Ontology annotation, molecular function: metal ion binding. The record is from RefSeq and is a predicted model, not a curated record. The transcript has 20 exons. The coding region runs from base 464 to 3856 and encodes 1130 amino acids.